AUGGCUUCAUCUCCUUUGAGAACAAAAUCCUUCUACCAUGCUCGUUCUGUCAGCUUGCCUUCUAGACUUAACCCGGUCAUUCCUCAUGUCGAUGAGCAUUUGAGGCUAAGUGGCCUUGAAAACAUGUAUGAUCGUUUGGAUGAUUUGCUUCUAUUGCCACACACUCAGCAAUCUUUUGCUCAACAGCGCCAUGAGAAAUGGGUUGAAGUGAUGCUGGAAAAGUAUCUAAGGCUAUUGGAUAUGUGUGCUACCACUAAAGAUGUUUCCUCACAAACAAAGCAAGAUUUACAAGGCCUUCUUUUAAUCCUACGCAGAAGGAGGGUGGCGGAUGACUUUUCUGGGUACUUAAAUUCAAGAAAGAAGGCAAAGAAGGUGAUCCAAAAAUCUCUAAAAGAUUUGAAGAGUAUCAAAACCAAGCACACCAUCGUAGGUCUUGGCAAAAGCCAGGAACUUUUGGAUUCACUAAAUGAGGUUGAAGCAGCCACUAUUGGGUUGUUGGAGUCAUUCUUGUCCUAUAUUUCAGGAACAAAGGCAGAUUCAAGAUUGAGUGCAUUUUCUUUGGCUUCCAAACUCGUGCACCGAAAGAGCGUUGCAUCUGAAGAUGAAGAAACAAAGAGUAACGUGUUUGAAAAUUUUGAUGCUGCAUUACGCUCGCUCAACAAUCAUAAGAUGAGCAAAUCUGAUAAUGUUGUACACUUCGAGAAUCUGCAACACCAGUUGGGGAAGAUGGAGUCAAGCAUUCAAGAUAUCGAAGAAGGACUUGAGUUUUUGUUCAGACGGUUAAUCAAAAUGAGAGUUAUCCUCCUCAACAUUCUCAACCAUUAG
This is a messenger RNA of Rhododendron vialii, 825 nucleotides long. RefSeq lists its product as uncharacterized. Lineage: Eukaryota; Viridiplantae; Streptophyta; Magnoliopsida; Ericales; Ericaceae. The coding region runs from base 1 to 825 and encodes 274 amino acids. The record is from RefSeq and is a predicted model, not a curated record. Gene Ontology annotation, biological process: shoot system development; root development. The transcript has a single exon.